This is a messenger RNA of Telopea speciosissima, 1155 nucleotides long. Its product is annotated as mitogen-activated protein kinase kinase 9-like. Gene Ontology annotation, biological process: MAPK cascade; protein phosphorylation. The record is from RefSeq and is a predicted model, not a curated record. The transcript has 4 exons. Bases 1 to 1155 code for a protein of 384 amino acids. Gene Ontology annotation, molecular function: ATP binding; MAP kinase kinase activity. NCBI's taxonomy places the organism in Eukaryota, Viridiplantae, Streptophyta, Magnoliopsida, Proteales, Proteaceae.
AUGGAAGUAGUAAGACAACGCCGGAAUCACAAUCUCCGCCUCUUCUUGCCCGACUCCUCCACCCAAUGCCGCCCUCAUUUCCCACUACCAUUUCCCCCAACUUCCUCCUUCUCCGCCACCACCAUAUCCCAGCAAGAAGUCGAUUGUCUCUCCGACCUGGAGAAACUCAAAGUGCUGGGCCAUGGCAAUGGCGGCACUGUCUACCAAGUCCGCCACAACCACACCUCCAACAUCUACGCUCUCAAAGUCAUUCGUGGAAACUCCGACACCACCGUCCAUCAGCAGAUCUUAAAUGAGAUGGAGAUCCUACGCCAUACAGACUCUCCCUUCAUCGUCCGAUGCAACGGUAUUUUCCAUGAUCCCUCAGGCGACACCUCGAUCCUCAUGGAGUACAUGGACGGUGGCACACUCGAUUCUCUCCUCAAAUCCCAUGGAACCCUAUCGGAGCUCUCACUGUCCUCCAUCGCUCGCCAAGUCCUCAACGGUCUCGAAUACCUUCACUCCCAAAAGAUCGUCCACAGGGACAUUAAGCCUUCGAAUCUUCUUGUGAAUCAGAAGAUGGAAGUCAAGAUUGCAGACUUCGGUUUGAGCAAGAUGAUGUCCCAUAAUAAUACGCUUCAACGCUGCGAUUCCUUUGUGGGUACAUGUGCGUACAUGAGCCCUGAGAGACUGGAUCAAUGCACCUACGACGGUUACGCUGCUGAUAUAUGGAGUUUCGGACUUACCCUAAUGGAGCUCUACGUGGGUCAUUUCCCCUUGCUCUCUAUUGACCAGAGAUCCGACAUGUUCACGCUUAUGUACGCCGUUUGUUUUGAAGAACCACCGAGCCUGCCGGAAAGUGCUUCCGAGGAGUUUCAGAGCUUCAUCAACUGUUGUUUGCAGAAGGAUUCCAGUAAGAGAUGGACAGUUUCACAGCUCUUGUCACAUCCUUUUAUAGCCAGGGAUCUGAAAAUUGAUCAUGGAAAAUCCUCAUUAGAGUUAACAAGGCUCGAAGAAGGAAGUAACCUGAAUGCUUCAUCUGUUGUAAUCAAUGAUGGCACCAGAUCUGCAAAAAUGCAGGAUGUGGGUGUGAAGCUGCAAAUUGUGAGGAGGAUUAAUGAGCUCAAGGGGAAGAAGAUGAGCAGCCUUGUGCUGGUCAAUAGCUUCAAUCUUUGA